Clupea harengus (Atlantic herring) is the source of this 3342-nucleotide messenger RNA. It is a transcript of the gene pamr1a, whose product is annotated as peptidase domain containing associated with muscle regeneration 1a. The record is from RefSeq and is a predicted model, not a curated record. NCBI's taxonomy places the organism in Eukaryota, Metazoa, Chordata, Actinopteri, Clupeiformes, Clupeidae. Gene Ontology annotation, biological process: proteolysis. Gene Ontology annotation, molecular function: serine-type endopeptidase activity.
GAGAGAGAGAGAGAGAGAGAGAGAGGUAGAGAGUGAGCGAGGAAGGCAUAUUUUUACAGACCUCUCACCUUCCAAAUUUCCAGAACAAUGCAUUCUUUGGUCAGACCAACAAUUAGGGCAUGGUUGAAUCUUAAUGGAAGUCAAAGAGCAUUUUGGCCCUCUUUUCUUCUCCAUGUUGUGCUGCUGAGUGUCUGUGAAACGGCCUGGCCAGAUGUUUCCAUGUUCCAGGAUGACAAGUGUCCCAGUGCUGAGUGGAACAUCAUGUGUCGCUCGUGCUGUGAGUACGAGCAGAUCCGCUGCAGGUGCCCGUCCCAGGCCACACAGGUGGGCUACGCUGUACCCUGCUGCCGCAACGCCCUGGACCAGUGUGACCCCUGCAUUAUACACCAAGGUUGCAGUAUUUUCGAGAACUGUAAGACUUGCAACAACGGGACAUGGAAAGCUCAGGAUGAUUUCUAUAUCAGAAAGCAGUUCUGUACCGAGUGUCGUCAGGGAUGGUCAGGUGGAGACUGCUUGACCUGUGGAGGUGUUAUCAGAAGACCCCAAGGUCAUGUGACUCUGGAGAGUUACCCCAUCAAUGCCCGAUGUGACUGGACCAUCCAUGUGAGCAGAGGAGUGACUAUGGACUUCAGAUUCACGAUGCUCAACAUGGAAUUUGAUCACAGUUGUCGGUAUGAUUAUGUUGAGGUGAGAGAUGGUGACAGCAUGGACUCACGUGUUAUUGGUCGAUACUGUGGCAAUGAAAGUCCUCCACCAAUCCGAAGCUCAGGGGAUUCCUUGCGCAUUCGUUUUGUGUCGGAUGGAUACAACAACUUUGAUGGCUUCUUCGCCACAUUCCAGGAGUCCACUGCAUGCAGUUCCUCUCCCUGUCUGCACGGGGGCACCUGCUUCUUGGACCCGGUUCAAACCUUCCGUUGUGCUUGCCCAGCUGACUACACGGGUCCGCAGUGUGAGACCUCUGUUCCACAUAAGAAAGUCUGUGGCAUUCCUCCAAAGCCCCUGGAUGGAGAUUUGUCUUUGCUGUAUGAACCAUCUGGAAAUGCACUCAGCAUGGUUCAGUACUCAUGCCAGAAAUCGCACCGACUACAGGGCACAUCACAGAGGAUCUGCCUGUCAAAUGGCACAUGGAGUGGAGUGGAGCCCACAUGUGUCAAAGACUCCAACAAGAGUAAGUGCCCUUCCUUACCUAAGCUCCAGCAUGGCUAUUAUAAGACUGCUUCCCCAGAGACACCACACACUGUGGAGUUUCACUGCAAGAACUCCUUGGUACUGAGUGGAAAUCCGCGAAGACGCUGCCUUGCUGACGGCACCUGGAGUGGCAAGCAGCCACGAUGUGUGAAAGCUUGUCGUGAGCCUAAGGUGUCCAAACUUGUGAAGCAGAAGAUUCUCCCACCUCAUGUUGCACUGGGGAGAAAUACCACAAGCCACAGGCUGUACUCUUUGACUAACCUGAGGAUACCGGGCACAGCUUCCCUAAGUGAGGACGUGGUCCCUCUGGAGCCCCUGCCUGACGGGUUCCACCCGCAGUACACUCAAAUAGAGUACGAGUGUGCCUCCCCCCUCUACCAGCACUUUGGCAGUGCCCGCCGCACCUGCCUCAGGACAGGGAAGUGGAGCGGGAACCAUGUUUCCUGUUCACCAGUGUGUGGCAAACUGAGAUCAGUCAGUCCCCAGACGCUGGCAGACACACAGUGGCCUUGGCACGUAGCCAUCUACCGCCACAUCCCUCGCAGCGACGGUGCCAAUGCGGGGAGGACAGAGAGCGAGGAAGGCAGCUUUGGUGGGGGGAGUAGCGAGGGCAAGCCAGGCUGGCGCUGCCAGUUAACAUGCAGCGGGACCUUGGUGAACCAAUACAGUGUGGUGGUGGCAGCACAUUGCGUGACAGAGCCUGGCACUGCCCAAUACGCCCGCCCAGCGGAUAUAAAGGUUGCGAUGGGCAAGCGCCAUCUCAACGUACAGAUAAACUCAGAGUCAUCUGACCUCUUGCGGGUUGCUGCUGUCUUGAUUCAUCCAAAUUACGACUCUGCUGGGCCAGACUCUGAUCUGGCCGUGUUGAAGCUGCUGGACAAGGCCCGAAUCAGUGAGCACAUAAUGCCCGUGUGUUUACCCCGACUGCAAGGAGGAGAAGUGACCGCCCAGCAGGGGUAUGCAACCGACUGGUCCAUGCCCGAAGAGACUGACCAACACGCAGUAGCUUCAGCUCGCACGGGGCUGAUUGAGCUGAGGGAUGUGCUGCAGUGUGAGAGACAGUACAGUCAUAAUAGGCUGUCUGUUACCAUCACAGACAACAUGCUGUGUGGCCACCAGCAUCCCCUUAGCCCCUCACAGGUCUGCUACGCUGUCACUGGUGGAGUGCUUGUGGCUCAGUCCCCUCCCUCCCCUCCUUCCCCUCAGCGCCCCUCCGUAUCAUCUUUCUCAGGCGAUGACAAGCGAGAUAACGAUGAAGGCGUAUGGGAGUUAGUUGGUCUGGUGAGCUUUGGCUAUGAGCAAAGGAAGUGUAGUCCAGAACUUUACACCAUCUACACGCGCUUAAAUAACUUUAAAGACUGGAUCGAGAAGAACAUGAAGUAAAGUCUUCUGUUGAACCACUAUCAACAAAUACGUCUGCUGCCUCUACUGCAUGUUGGACCAACUGUUGUGUUGGAGCCUCUGGACAUUUAGGGGUUUAAAGACACUGACGUUGUUUAGUAGUAUGGUAUUUCAAACAGCAGAGACCGUCUCAAACUUCCCAUUAGUUCAGGAUGAGUUCAGAUAUCGUUUUCCUACAGCACAUUUUUGCAACUUUAUUAGACAUUUUCACUUGGAAAUGAAAUGCAGUCAGUCAUGAAAUAUCAAUAUGAGAUGGUUCUAUUAUUUUCUGUUCGUGCUGGUUAUGGGGAAGAGAUAUUCUCAGACCAAACGCGUUCAUGUGUCCUAGCAUGUGUUGGUGUGGUGGAGCAAUUAGCCAAACGUGCAGUCACUCAUUGAGAAACACUUAAGGGGAUUUGAAGGCUUUAGCUGCUUGCCUUCUUUGUAGAGCAGUUCCUGCAGUUCCUGCAAGUUCACAGAGUAACCCCCAUGACAUUCUGACGCAAGAGCACCUUGGAAUGUGGGCCCCUUGUUGCUUCAGCACUGCUACAUGCACGCUAAAGAGCAACUAAAAUGCUUGCUUGUAAAUUUACAAACAGACACUUAACCAUUUAAGAUGUGCAUGUUUGCAUUUUUAAUAUAUAGUUACGGUAUAUCGUUAUAGUCACGAUUUAGCAGACACUCUUGUCCAACGUGACUUCCAAAACAUUAGAAAAAAAAGGUAACACUUUAUUUAGAUAGUCCGCCCACAGAGACUUUACAGAUGGUUUGUUG